This is a messenger RNA of Botrytis cinerea B05.10, 2368 nucleotides long. RefSeq lists its product as hypothetical. The transcript has 2 exons. The record is from RefSeq and is a predicted model, not a curated record. The coding region runs from base 215 to 2140 and encodes 641 amino acids. NCBI's taxonomy places the organism in Eukaryota, Fungi, Ascomycota, Leotiomycetes, Helotiales, Sclerotiniaceae.
GUGGCACUGUCUUUCCGUCAUGAUGGCAUUGAAUUCUAUUCCUAUAAGUGGCUAUAUCUGCCAUUUUUGAAACUCCAAGUUCAGCCCAGUCUUUUUUUUUUCUUUCUGCACUCUUGUCUUUUGGGAAGUUUUCCCUUUACGGUCCUUACCAGUUAGUUUUUCUUACCUAAAUUUUGGGGGGGUUUGGUAACGUUUUUCUAUUCAUAUACCCAUCAUGAAGUUCUCGCGCGCAGCUGUUCUUUCUCUCCUUUCUGGAAUCGGGGCUGCAUCUCCAGAUGCCGAUUGUUCUCCUGUCACAACCACAAUCUACCAACCUACUACUAUAACUGUCACAGAACCUUCCUUUGUAACUUCUACUGUUACUCUUGGGGGAGGUGGAGGUUAUGGCGAAGUAGAGAAAUCUGGUACAACAAUAUAUCACACUGUCACACUCGGAGGCGGAUCUUCUGCUACACCAGUUACCAUCACAGCACCUGCUCAAACUGUUACAGCAUCUGUUCAGACUAUUACAGCACCUGCUCAAACAAUCACAGUUAACAAUGGAGGAACGGUUAUUGGAGGAGGGUCCACUUCUACAUCAUCAUCUUUGAAGGUGUUCAAGACUUCUACCCCUAUUAUAAGUGGAACAGGAUCGCUUCUGGGAGCUCAGAUCACACCCCUUCCCUCGGCCGGCGCUACCGGAGCCGUUACACAAGUAAACGUGAUAUCAGGGGUUUCAACAGUUCAAGUCUGUCCUACUGGUGCUACAACUUAUGAGUGCACAGAGGUCGUUUAUGGUUCAGGUGGAGAAAUCAUUGUAGUUCAGAUCAUCACUGUUGACGUCACGGUAGAUGUCUACGGUGAGGCCAGCACAGUGACAAUAACCAAGAUCGCCAGCGCUACUUCCACCCCCAGUCUCCCACCUACACACUCGGAAAGCCUUCUCGGAACCAAGACCGGCAAAGUGACAUCUACUGGUAAGCCUACAGGACCACCAUAUUCAUUUGGAAAUGGAAGCGAGCCUGUCUAUCCAACAGGUAGUAUUAGAACAGGAACCAGCAUCUCACACAAGCCUACUGGAACCGGAAAACCAACAAAGCCAACGCACGUCGUCUCAAUUGGCCAAAAUGGAACUCUCUAUUUCUCACCUCAAUACAUUGAUGCGGAGGAAGGAGAUACCGUGCGCUUCAAUUUCCACCCAACUAAUCACACCAUAACUUCUUGUGAUUUUGCGGCUCCUUGCGUUAUGAAUGGUGUCUAUGAUUCGGGAUUCAAGCCCGUUUUGGCUAAAAACAUGACUACAUUUGUUGACUUCCCCGUUACAAACGCCACGAACCCACUAUUUUUCUUCAGUCGUCAAAAGAAUGAGUGUGAGUCAGGCAUGGUGUUCGCUAUUAAUCCUAAAUCGAAAACUCAAUAUGAUGAAUUCGUAUCUGCUGCCAAGGGCAAGAAGGUUACCACCACAAGCCAUGCACCGACUGGAACAGCAUAUUCAACCGGUACGGUUAGGGGCACGGGCCUUCCAUAUUCUCGUAACGGCACUUACUCAUAUGGACUUCCAUCCGGCAGUGUCCGACCCACAUCAUCGCACUCUGAGUUGGGCAUUAGUGUGACCGGCUCAUCAAAAGCGCCCUUUCCUACUGGCGGGUUAAACACAACUAUUAGCACUGGAACUGGGGUACACCAUAUCGAGACGGGAACAGGGUUCGCACUGCCAUCAGGCAGCUUUAAACCAUCCGGCAGUAUCAAGCCAUCCGGUAGUGUCAAGCCAUCCGGUAGUGUCAAACCAUCCGGUAGUGUCAAGCCAUCCGGUAGUGUCAAACCGUCAGGCAGCAUUCGCAGCUCCGGGUUUCCACACUCAUCGGGUUCCUUCAGACCAACUGGAAGUAUUAAUGGCAGUGGCCAUGCAUCUUCAACCGGCGCGCUGGUGUCUCCAACGAGCAGCGCGAAGACAUCUAUCGUCUCAAGCAGCUUAUCUUCAGUCACUAGCAAAACUAGGUCAUCAUCACACUCAACCACUAGCAGUUCGAGUUCGUCUUCACACUCGACCACCAGUAGUUCUAGUUCGACCGUCACCACUACUUCUUCAAUUCACGGUUAUGUUCCCUAUAGCUUCUCUACUCCCGCCGCUUCAUAUGUCGCUCAACCUUAUCGAGCGUAAACUGAAGGUUUGAUGGAAGUCAUGAGGAGGAUUGCAUAUAUCAGGAGCUAAGAAGUUGUGUGGCGCGGGCGCAGACAAAAUUGGAUUCGAUUGGCAUUACUUUCUUCAUUGUCCCUUGCCCUUUUAUUUCGUGUAUGCAUUAUGUAGAAUUGAUUUCGAAAAAUGGAGAUUUUUUUAUGCUGUACUACCAAUGCAUGUGCUGCCUACCGGAAUUGGAAUUCUCUCCCA